UACGUUAGUUAGCACAGAGCUGACACAACAACAACAGCCCGUCGCGACUUGUUUUUGCUUGUCAACACUCACAUCGCAACUACCGACAACUUGAAAGCCUGUAAGAUGUUAAAUUAACCAGAUCGGUAUUUGUUGUUGUUGAUACUGUCUCUGUUUUUUGGCGUUACUGUCCGCUGGAGGCAGUAAAUCGGAGCUGUUAGCUUCCAGUGUGCUAGCUGACGGGGUAGCUAACACCUAGCAGGGGAAGAUGGGCUCCAUCCUGAGCCGCCGAAUCGCUGGUGUUGAGGAUAUCGAUAUCCAGGCCAACUCGGCUUAUCGAUUUCCACCUAAAUCUGGAAAUUAUUUUGCGAGCCACUUCUUCAUGGGAGGAGAGAAAUUUGACACACCACAUCCUGAAGGAUACCUUUUUGGAGAAAACAUGGACCUCAAUUUUCUUGGAAAUAGACCGGUGCAGUUUCCAUAUGUGACACCUGCACCCCACGAGCCAGUGAAAACCUUGAGGAGUCUGGUCAACAUUAGAAAGGAUUCUUUGCGUUUGGUCAGGUAUAAAGAUGACUCCGACACUCCGGUGGAGGAGGGUGGAAAACCAAAGGUCCAGUAUGGUGUGGAGUUCACCUUUGAUGCUGACGCGCGGGUGACCAUCACCCUCUACUGCCAAGCAUUUGAGGAAUUCUCCAAUGGGAUGGCAGUGUACAGCCCAAAGGAUCCAACGAUGGUUUCUGAGACUGUGCAUUACAAGAGGGGGGUGAGCCAACAGUUCUCCAUGCCAUCUUUCAAGAUAGAUUUCAGCGAGUGGAAAGAGGAAGAUUUUAACUUUGACCUGGACCGAGGAGUGUUUCCCAUGGUGAUCCAGGCUGUGGUUGAUGAGGGGGACGAUUGCCUUGGACAUGCUCACGUACUUUUGGCGGCCUUUGAAAAACACGUUGAUGGCAGUUUCUCCGUCAAGCCACUGAAGCAGAAACAAAUUGUGGACCGUGUGAGCUACCUCUUACAGGAGAUCUACGGGAUUGAGAACAAGAACAACCAAGAAACCAAGCCAUCAGAUGAUGAGAACAGUGAUAACAGCAACGAGUGUGUUGUCUGUUUGUCGGACCUGCGAGACACACUCAUCCUACCCUGCAGACAUCUGUGUCUCUGCAACUCCUGCGCCGACACCUUGCGUUACCAGGCCAACAACUGCCCAAUCUGCAGGCUGCCCUUCAGAGCCUUGCUGCAGAUCAGAGCCGUGAGAAAAAAGCCUGGAGCUCUUUCUCCUGUGUCCUUCAGUCCUGUUCUGGCUCAGACUAUGGACCAUGAUGAGCACUCAAGCACAGACUCGGUUCCUCCCGGCUUUGAACCCAUCUCACUGUUAGAGGCUCUGAACGGCAUGCGGUCAGUGUCUCCUUCCAUCCCCUCCGCCCCGUUGUACGAUGAAAUCAACUUUUCAGGCGGCAUCGGAGGCGACAGCAGACAGCUGAGCUCCCCGGAGCAUUUAAGUGACAGCAGUCUGCAGAAAGGCAAAGUCAGCAAGUCACCUGACAGCACCCUUAGGUCUCCAUCCUCUCCCAUCCAGGAGGAGGAUGAGGAGAAGCUGUCAGAGAUGUCGGAUGCUCAGCCGCACACAAUGCUGUCCAGCAGCCCCGCUCCCACCGACGCUACAGCAGCCGAGGACGUGGCAGAGUCUCUGCCUCCAGACGAUGAGGACAGGAUGCAUACUGGUGGAGACAUCUUACAGGACUGCAGCAGUGAGCACAGCAGCUUGACCAAAACAGAGAGCGACCCGCCGGGUGACCUUUCUCUGCCAGGUUCAUCAGAGUCAACGGAAAGCCUGAAAAGUCAGAGCACAAACUGCUCCAGCCAACCUCUCCUUUGUCCCACGAGCAGCCUUCACAUAGAAGAUGAACACCUCAACCCUUGACUCUGGUCCAGCCUCUCAUCCGUCAGAACAGAUUUAUGCUUUACUAAAAAAAAAAUAAAAAAAAAUAAAAAAUCAUCCGGCCCCUGCGCUCUCCCCACUUUCUACCUUCCAGCCCCAGUCUUCUACUCCUGUGAUCAGAGCCGCCGAUGGCCCUGAAAGGAAGUUCACGAGGACAAGGGGAGGUUUCUGUUUAUUUCAUCAACGUCUUUGACAUUAGAAAAGAAAUUUGACGACUGCAAAGAUGGUUUCGGUACCUUACUUUAUGAAUGAUGUUUUCACACGCACAAAAAAAAGUGUUUGUCGGCUCUGAAAACAUUUCAUUAACUGUCAAAUGGUGACGUCAUUUGUGUGUCUUGGCCAGAUGUGUGGUCUAGUAAUGUGGAUUCCAGAGAUAUUUCACAACCUGUCAUGGUUGAGCUUUUAAAAGCACACGUACUUUGAAUUAACUCUAUAUUGACAGAAUUCAGAAUACUUUAUAAAUACGGUUUGUGUUUAAAUAUUGUAUUACAGUGAAAUACAUUAAUGACAUGACAUAAUUUUUUUGCCCAAUCAGGUUAAUAUGGGUUAUAAGCAGCAAUUUAUAUUACUGAUGUAUCUGUGUGUCCAUUUGAAGUGAUUUUUUUUUCACUCUGACCAAAUCAUUUACAAUCCAUUCCUUUUAACUUUACAAUGAGAUUACUUUAAGUCAUCUGCAAUCUUAAACAUCUACAUGUCUGACUGUAUUUUUUUCUUGUCUUAUCUGUCGUUUUUUUAUUUGAAACGAUGUGAUAUCUAUGUAUCAUAACUGUACUAGAAUCCUGUGUAGUUACUUCCAAAAUGGUAUACUUGCAUAUUAUAUAUAUAUUAUAUAAAAAAAAAAAAGUAAUUCAGUUAACACGCACAUUAUGUAAGACUUUGAUAAUCGAUAAGAGCUACAGAUUCACAUCCUAACAGCUGAACUCAAAGAUAGCUAAAGCCUGCAACAAGCAUAGAUGCUCCGGCUACAUGUAUGCUGACUCCGUAUGGCACAGUGAGUGUGCUUGUCGUAGAUGUGGCAGAUCUCUGUACAGUCUUUGUGCUUAAGUGAUGUGGCUACAUAAAAAGGGGGUCAGGUGUUUGUCUGGCUGCAUUGCCUUACUUACUUACCGUGUUCCUGUAUGUGUAGUGCCAUGCAUAUAGAUCUAUGUGCCUUCAAUUAAUGUGGCUGCCUGCUUGUUGCAUUGGACAUUAGUGUUCUUAUAAAUGCUACAAUAUACGACAGUUUCCAGCCCGUAGACAGGAUUUUUGAUGCUGAUGUACAGAGCCUUUUUUUCUAUUGCACACUUCAUGCUACUCUAAAAGAAACUGUAUCUUGUUAUUGUUACUGAGCAAUAAUAAAUUGAGUUGUUCAUUUACUGUGUCAUAGCCAUAAAUCAAUUAUGCAUUCAAUCUUAGUAUUUAGGUUAAAGUGAACUCUAUUGAUAUAUGUUUCAUUGGAAAGAACAAAAACAAUGCAAUAGAUGCAACAUUUUAAUUAUCGGGCUAGCAUUUUGCAUGUGAAUUUGUAGAGGCUUAAACCUGUCACUGCUCUUAAGUAACGUGGUUAUUUUGUCUUUUCCCCCUCUCCCUCCUCUUCUGUGCCAUUUCAACUUGACACUGUGCCUUCCUGUUCCUGUUCUUUCUGACCACUAUUGACCUGGUAUCCAGGAUAACUCCACAGUAGGUGGUUUGUGGCUCUCUGUAAAAUCAAUACCUGUCUCUCCUCGUGUGUAUAGCAGCAUGUGUAUAACAAUAAAGAACAAACACUCAGUA
Molecule: messenger RNA, 3667 nt
Organism: Scomber scombrus (Atlantic mackerel)
Lineage: Eukaryota; Metazoa; Chordata; Actinopteri; Scombriformes; Scombridae
Gene: mgrn1b
Product: mahogunin, ring finger 1b
Exons: 16
Coding region: 248-1897 (549 amino acids)
Biological process (GO): protein ubiquitination; negative regulation of G protein-coupled receptor signaling pathway; endosome to lysosome transport
Cellular component (GO): plasma membrane; cytoplasm; nucleus
Molecular function (GO): ubiquitin protein ligase activity
Source: RefSeq, a predicted model, not a curated record